Molecule: messenger RNA, 1771 nt
Organism: Phialemonium atrogriseum
Lineage: Eukaryota; Fungi; Ascomycota; Sordariomycetes; Cephalothecales; Cephalothecaceae
Exons: 2
Coding region: 159-1370 (403 amino acids)
Source: RefSeq, a predicted model, not a curated record
GGCGGUGAGGCAGGAUUCUGAGCGACUUGUCUUGAACAGGACAAGUAGGCAUAAAUACCUCGCAUCUACCCCAAAACAAGACAAGUCUCAAAAACACUGGACUUCAAUCGCAACAAGGUUCACAUCAAAAUUUGCCACUUCAAAACUUGCCAUCAAUCAUGACAACCCGAUCACUACCACCCCGCAUGUCCAAGGAGAAGCACGCCGAGAGACGUAAAGGACUCAUGGAGUAUCGACGCGAGGUGACCGAGGGAUUUGACCUCGUCGCGAUGGCCCUUGAGAAUCCGAAACAGCUCAGCGAACAGCAACGGCUUGCUCUCCUCGGCCGCGCGCCUUACACUUAUGACCAAAUGGUCCUCGUCCAGAAAGUGACAAACAACAGGUUCGGGAGUGCGGCAAGUCUGGUCUCAGCUGCAUACAAUUGGUACUGCAAUCUCGACUCCCCAGCAGACUGCAAGCUGAUGCUGUGCGACGUCCGCCACCUCGACGACCCUUCCCAACUCGACGCUGAAUAUGCGGCCCAGCUUCGCGCCGAGGCAGAGCAGACGCCCGAAGAGCGUGCUCGCGAGGCGGUGCGCACCCUGUCCGAGAAGCGCGCACGGAGGAAUGCUAGGCGCUUGCUCCCGGAGCUGGAGAAGCUGACGGCUGAGGAGCUGCACGAGCUGGCCGAGAAACGUGCGGGGUCCACAAUCUGGAGGCGGGUCGAGCCGGCGUUGCCAGAAUGGAUUAAUGAUAUCAUGACACGCCUAUUCCACUAUGGUUUCGCAUACUACCGAAGCAAGGAGGUCUCCGACCGCUUUGGCGAUAAGUUUGAGGCCGUCUGGAAGAGACUGGAGCGGCAGGCUUCAUCAAUACCUCCGUACGACGGGCAAGAGACCAUCGUGUGCCGAGCUGGAGUCUUCUCAAUAUACAAAUCCGGCUGCCUAGAGUCCGCCAUCAACGAGGUGGAGUGGUCCGAAUACCAGGCAACCGAAGACGAUCUGUCUUCCAUAAGGAGACAUUUUCAAGGCGCUCGAGACAAAAUCGACCCAGACUCCGGCAUCCUCACCAACACAUUCAUUGUCCUGACCUUGGAAUGCAUACACCGGGAUCUUUUCACGGCAGAAGAGCUAUCGGACUUGCCCACCUGCUGGGUAUGGGCCUACGAUGCCGACUGGGAGCCGCCGCCGGGUGCCCAGGCAGAUGACGAUGGUUAUGAAGGGCGCGUGAAGGUCCCGAUUGCGUGUCUGCAUGCCUGGUUCUAUGGCGCGCGGGUGGAGGCGGAAUACGACAUGAAGCAGCUCUGGAAGAAGGCUCAGUCCCAUCCCGAGCAGCUUUACGUCUGCUGCACUUUGCCGCUGGAGGAGUGGAACCAUGAGCCAUACGUUUGAAGAGCUUACUGGGUUGUCUUUGACGGUCGAAUGGGAAAUAAUUAAUUACACAGUGAUUAAAUUGAACCGCCUCCAAGAAGCACACAUGUUGACCCAAAUAUGCAUGAGCUUAGUUUUCUUGGAAGAGGUUGUGGUCGAAAUGAAUCAGAAUGUCCACCUGAGACCGAUACUGCAGGAAUUUAUCGAGUGCUGUUUGCGCGUCAACAAUGUCCUGCGCCCGCGGCUGUCCCAGCUUGGCAUUGCUGGUCAGGUCAAUGAUGCGGUUGGUCCACAAUUCGACCAGCUCUUUUGUACGAACUGCCAUCCAGGCUUUGCUGAAGUCAACCAUACGAUCCACAUGAAGCGCCAUGAAAUCCCGCCAGUGCCAAGCAGCAAUAUUCAGGUCCCGUGGUCGGCGGCCA